Echinops telfairi (small Madagascar hedgehog) is the source of this 1128-nucleotide messenger RNA. It is a transcript of the gene PDCD2L, whose product is annotated as programmed cell death 2 like. The transcript has 7 exons. NCBI's taxonomy places the organism in Eukaryota, Metazoa, Chordata, Mammalia, Afrosoricida, Tenrecidae. The coding region runs from base 1 to 1083 and encodes 360 amino acids. Gene Ontology annotation, cellular component: cytoplasm. The record is from RefSeq and is a predicted model, not a curated record.
AUGGCGUCUUUACGCAAGCCCGUCCUGCUGGGUCUCCGGGACUCGCCUGUGCCCGGCUGCCCCACGGGCCCGAGUGCCUGGACCAGCAGCAAGCUGGGCGGUGUCCCGGACGCGCUGCCGGCCGUCGCAGCUCCGCGGCCCGUGUGCGCACACUGCGGGCAGCCGCUGGCCCUCGCGGUGCAAGUGUACUGCCCGCUCGAAGGCUCCCCGUUCCAUCGGCUGCUACACGUGUUUUCCUGCGCCCGCCCCACCUGUGACCGCGGCGGCAGCUGGAAGGCGUUCCGCUCCCAGUGCCUGCAGACCCAAGAGAAAGAGGCGCAGGACGCACAGAAGCAGGAAAGCAGCCUUGUAACCAAGGACUGGUGUGAAGGUGCAGAUGACUGGGGAAGCGACAGUGAGGAGGCUCCUCCACCACAGGUCACGCUGGAUUUUGGAAAGAAUUCUAACAGUGCCUCACAGCACACAGACUGGUCAGCCCAGCUACACAAACUCAGCCUGCAGGAUGCUGCCCAGCCCGCACCUCCCAAGGAAGAGCCGCCCUUGUCUCUGCUUCCACUGUUCCUGCCCUACUACAUCUGUGUCGUGGACGAGGAUGACUACGGGGACUUUGUCAAUCUAGACCAUGCCCACAGCCUUCUGAGGGAGUAUCAACAGAGAGAGGGAGUUACCAUGGGACAGUUGCUUUCCCAAAGUAUUUCUAGUGAUUGUAAUGAAAAGUAUGAGAAGACCGUAAUUAAAAGUGGAGAUAAGAUGUUUCACAAGUUCAUGAAGAGAAUUGCAGCUUGUCAGGAACAAAUUUUGAGGUAUACCUGGAACGGAGAGCCCCUCUUUCUGUCCUGCCCUACUCCAGAGACCAGCGUGCUUCCGGCGUGUAGCCAUUGUGGAGGCCCACGGAUAUUUGAGUUUCAACUAAUGCCAGCACUGGUCAGCAUGCUCAGAAGUGCUAAUCUAGGUCUUUCUGUGGAAUUUGGGACAAUUCUAAUUUAUACAUGUGAGAAGAGUUGCUGGCCUCCAAAUCACCAAACCCCUAUGGAAGAAUUUUGUAUCAUACAAGCGGACCCAGAUGAAUUAUUUUUUAAGUAGAGCAUCUUUUAUUUGUGUAAAUUAAAACAAAUUUAUGUGAUCAAA